AUGCCUUCUUCAACCGUCAAUGACGACCUGUCGGUCGCGGACGUGUUCAGCCCGCAGGCUGAUCUUGCGCAGUCCCCCAUGGAGGUCUCGACCAAUCACCGCCGCCCCGAUACGCACAUGGGUAACAAGUCUUCUCCCCGGAUGAACUCUGGAUUUGGUGACUUUGCGAAACCCGGCCUGAAUGCGCAUAUGAAGUCGCAUCGCCAAAAGAAUAAGAAGAAAAAAAAUCAGGCUGGACCCGGACCUGCUUGCUCCACCGUUCGCGGCUUUACCCCUUUGCCAUCCGGCGACGAAGAAUCAGAUUUCUCCGCCGCGAGUUCUCGAGCUCCCUCUCGCCCUCCUACUUCCACAGGCGGGGCUAGUCCUCUGGCGCAACCAUCCACAGGCCACGGAGUUAGCGCAUUGAAGCUUCAACUUAAUACUUUGAGUUUGGCGGACAACUCCGGCGCCACCAGUGGGCUUGUUUCACAGACACCUAGUGUCAUCAGUGCGUUCUCGGAUAGCGACCAAACUGAGAUCUUGACAAGCUAUGAAGUUCCUCUGGACCAGGACUUUGUUAGCUCUGACGCCGUGCAACCGGAGACACCGGAGGAACGCGGAGCCGAUGCCGCCGGCGUAAGCGCGGAUCUGCGUAGCCAGCUGUGCCGGAAAAUGACUGCAGAUGACUUUGAGCCCAUCCUGUGUCUUGGCAAAGGUUCGUUUGGAACAGUUCUGUUGGUGCGCCAUGUCGUCACCGGCAAGCUGUAUGCCCAGAAGCAAUUCCGCAAGGCCUCGAUUACUGUACACAAGAAAUUGGUCGAGCAGACCAAGACCGAGCGCACGAUUUUGGAGAGUGUUAAUCGUCAUCCAUUUGUCGUCAAGCUAUUUUACGCUUUCCAGGACCACGAAAAGCUUUACCUUAUCCUAGAAUAUGCACAAGGCGGUGAGCUCUUCCACCAUCUCGCCAUGGAACGCAUGUUUGAAGAAGAUGCGGCCGCUUUCUACAUGGCUGAAGUAGUCCUUGCGUUUGAACACCUGCACCAGAAUGUUGGAGUCCUUUAUCGCGAUCUGAAGCCCGAGAACUGCCUUCUUGACGAUCAAGGCCACCUGCUUCUCACAGACUUCGGACUGAGCAAAAUUGCUCUCAACGAUGACGACCGCUGCAACUCUCUUCUUGGUACAAUUGAAUACAUGGCACCAGAAGUCAUCCAAGGAAAGCCUUACGGCAAAGCCUGCGACUGGUGGUCUCUCGGCGCUUUGGGCUUUGACCUACUGACCGGAUCGCCACCAUUCCGCGCAAACAACCACGCAAAACUCCAAGAGAAGAUUGUCAAGCAGAAGCUCGCUUUGCCCUACUACCUCGGACCUGAUGCUAAAGACCUCCUUACUCGCCUUCUCCGCAAGGAUCCAUCCAAGCGCCUGGGUUACCAUAUGGCAAAGGAUCUCCAGACCAUUAAGAAGCACCGCUUUUUCCGGAAGAUCGAUUGGGACGCUCUCGAGCGCCGCGAACUCAACCCCCCUAUCUGUCCCGUCGUCACAGACCCAGCCCUGGCAGAGAAUUUCUCCGUUGAUUUCACCCAGCUUCCACUCAGCCCGUCCACGGCAGGUCUCGGAUUUGACGAGUACUAUGCCAAUGGUCAAGAUUUCCCUGCUGGCAAGGGUCCCGACGCGGAUGGGAUGAACGCCGAGAGCAACCCCUUCGGUGGGUUUAGCUACGUUGCCUCGAGCAGCUUACUCGAUCACGGACUAGGCGUCAUGACAGCUGGUUACUGA
Molecule: messenger RNA, 1752 nt
Organism: Penicillium nucicola
Lineage: Eukaryota; Fungi; Ascomycota; Eurotiomycetes; Eurotiales; Aspergillaceae
Product: AGC family serine/threonine-protein kinase
Exons: 1
Coding region: 1-1752 (583 amino acids)
Biological process (GO): protein phosphorylation
Molecular function (GO): protein serine/threonine kinase activity; ATP binding
Source: RefSeq, a predicted model, not a curated record